This is a messenger RNA of Drosophila obscura, 803 nucleotides long. RefSeq names its product cuticle protein 2 (gene Cpr11B). NCBI's taxonomy places the organism in Eukaryota, Metazoa, Arthropoda, Insecta, Diptera, Drosophilidae. The coding region runs from base 143 to 763 and encodes 206 amino acids. The transcript is spliced from 3 exons. The record is from RefSeq and is a predicted model, not a curated record. Gene Ontology annotation, cellular component: chitin-based extracellular matrix. Gene Ontology annotation, molecular function: structural constituent of chitin-based larval cuticle.
AGAGCCAGCAACAGUCGCCGUUCAAGCGUUCCCCGCGCUCCAUCUGCUGCUCUGCCACCUCUGCCACUCGACUCCAUUAAUUUUGGUGAUAUUUUUUUUCUUGUGUAUUUUUUUGUGUGUGUUUGUUUUGAGCGCGUGCAGCAUGUGGCGCUCUCUGCUGACCGUUGCCAGCCUGCUCCUGGCCGCCCCCGCCUCGACCCUGGCCGGACGCCUCAGCCAGCGUUAUCUGCCCAGCACCCAGCCCCAGUCCCAGGCCUCGCAGCUCCAUUACCACGGCGUCAGUGGCCAGGGACAUGGACGCUCUGCCGCCCCUGGAGCUGCUGCCUCGGGCUAUCAGCGCCAGCAGCAGCAGCCGCAGAUUCCCAUCGUGCGGAGCGACUACCAGAGCGACGCCAGCGGCAACUACAACUUUGGCUUCGACACGGGCAACGGCAUCCAUCGCGAUGAGACCGGAGAGUUCCGUGGGGGCUGGCCCCACGGCUCGCUGGGCGUGCGCGGAUCCUACUCCUACACGGGCGACGAUGGCCAGCAGUACACGGUGAACUACAAGGCGGACAAGGACGGAUUCCACGCCGAGGGCGCACAUCUGCCUACAUCCCCGUCAGUGCCCGCUGCUAACGCUCACGCACCCGCCGGUGGCCCAGCUGGACGCGCAUCCGGAGGCUCCUAUGGCGGCGCCUAUAGGGGAUCGGCCUCGUCGCAUGUCCAGGCACCGAACACGCGGUAUCUGCCGCCCGGCUAUCGCCAGCGCAGACACUACUAAGGGCGGCCUCCCUUUGCCAAUCCCGAUCCUUGAUCCCCGA